AAUUAGCUGCUGUAAGAGGAUUAAGUUGCCGGGUCACAAUUUUAUAUGACCCCUUCCUCGUAAAAGAAAAUAAAAAAAUAGGAUGACUCAAGCACAUUAGAAAUUCUCUUUCUGCUAUGGAUAUUUUCCAAACCACUGUCACCGCCAGCACAUUGCUAAUCCAGUUUCUGGGGGCUUGCAGCGAAUUCUCAUCCGAAGCGGAAUCUCUAAAAACACAAUUGGAGUGGGACCUGCGAGCAUUGAGGGUAGCUCAAGACGUCUUAAUGAAAAUUAAAGAUGGAGGCCAGCAGCUGUCAGCUGACGACGCUGAUCUAGUGAAACGGACAUCAGAAUAUCUCCAUAACCUCACAAACAAAGUUAAUAGAAGUCUCAAGAGGACUGGACGCAGAGGCUGGCUAUAUAGUACUAUUAAUAAGGGCACAUGGAUAGCGAGGCGACCUCAAUUGCAGGACAUGCAAAAAGAAAUCCACGAGUGGACAGUAAGAUUAGAUGUACGGCUCUUGGCACUCAUAGGGGAAUUUGGAAUUAGUAUCCCUACCAUCUAUGAUAAAACCAAUUCCCAAUCAUCAGCGGUAUUCGGGAGCAACAAUAAACUCCAGGAAUUUCUCACUCUUUCGUCAAUUGCGAAGUCAUCACGAACCAACGCUACACUGCUAGAUGAUCCGGAUGGGCUCAUAUCCAGGAUCGAGUCAACUAGGGAUAUUUCCUCACUUCCAUUCCAUGAUGGCACCCAGCAAAUGCUUUUUUCCUGUCGAGGGGUUUCAGCAAGCAUUUCACAAGGAACAUCAGCUUUCGAAAAGCUCGUAUCUGAGAUGGGCGAACUUGCCGCAGCACUGCACUGCCUGGAUCCUUCUACGGACGUUCGACUUCUCAAAGUGAAGUACUACUUUUAUCAUCCGGAUAUGAGGCAAUUCCUCUUCGCCCAGAUUCCGCCAUACUCUUUUCAUUGUAUGAUGACCCUGGAAGAGCUUAUCAUGUACAAUGCAUUUCCCAGAACCGAAACGACCCUCGACGAGUGUUUCAAGAUUGCAUACAAGCUAGCUGAGGCUGUCUUCUUCCUCCACACUGCAGGGUUCUGCCAUAAGAAUAUCACAUCUCGGAGCAUCGUUAUUCUUCGACGGUUCGAUAUGAAGCAUGGAGAAACGACCAUCCCUAUAACCGACGAAGCAUACCUGAUGGGACUUGAUCUGAUUCGCGGAACAGAUGCGCUAACUUAUGGGGAAGGCGUAGUUGGUGAACGGGAUAGUGACCCAUCAAGAAGCAUCUGGGAUUUUGAUAUUUUUCAACACCCGGAUCGGCUUAAGGGGAGCAACAGCGCGAGAUACAACAAAACAUACGAUAUAUAUAGCUUGGGUGUUGUGCUUCUUGCCAUAGGAUUCUGGGAACCACUUUCGAAAAUAUUAGAACCACAUGCAAUUGACAAAAGCAACCCAGCCAGUUGGGCCCAACAGUUAUCCCAGGUUGCGCCAAACCUGCGGUUUAGGGUAGGACAGAAGUACCGACGCGUCGUACAGUGGUGUAUCGAGUUAUCAGGAGAGCGAAUAAUUAAAAAUGCCGAAUUCAUCCAGGAGGUAUUGGAUCCACUCGAGGAGAUGAUGAACGCUCUGGGCUAGUGAUGUAAAACAUUACUGCAUACGUUUUUGUCGAAUAUUAGGAGGUAGUAGUAGGUAGAUAUAAUGGGUUAGGUUACAUAGGUAGGUUAGGAGGUAGUUAUGGUAAACUCAACUCAUCAUUUACAGCGGAAAUUCUGAAAUUAGGGUUUUGCAUCGGUGAAUUCAAGCCAAGACUCGGUGUAAGCUCUAUCGGAUAAUCCAAUAUGACACAGCAGCAGCAUUUUUAUAUGUACUAAUUGGGUAUAUAUCCGCUUUCAUGCAAUUAAAGGAUGGUACUAAUACGGAUAAAUCGUUUC
Daldinia loculata is the source of this 1909-nucleotide messenger RNA. RefSeq lists its product as uncharacterized. NCBI's taxonomy places the organism in Eukaryota, Fungi, Ascomycota, Sordariomycetes, Xylariales, Hypoxylaceae. The record is from RefSeq and is a predicted model, not a curated record. The transcript has a single exon. Gene Ontology annotation, biological process: protein phosphorylation. The coding region runs from base 117 to 1613 and encodes 498 amino acids. Gene Ontology annotation, molecular function: ATP binding; protein kinase activity.